AUGCGAGAUCUAGCCCAUCAGCAGAUAGUCGAAACUGAAAGACGAAAUGGUUCUAUGGAUAGUUCACUUGAAAAUCGUAUUAUUAUUAAUAUAAGUGGAGUUCGUUUCGAAACAUUCAAAUCUACUCUGGAAGUCUAUCCAAAUACGUUGUUAGGCAAUGCAAAGCGACGCAAAUAUUAUUAUGAUAAUGUUCUUGAUGAAUAUUUCUUUGAUCGUCAUCGAGGAUGUUUUGAAGCUAUUCUCUAUUAUUAUCAAUCGAAAGGUCGAUUACGUCGAUCGAAUUCAGUACCACUCGAUACAUUUCUUGAAGAAAUCACAUUUUUUGAUAUGGGUCAAGAUGCUCUUGCUCAAGUACUCAAAGAUGAAAAUUUGAAAGAGGUUGAAAAAGCUCAAUUACCUCGAAAUCGUUGCCGCCGAUAUAUUUGGGCUACCAUAGAAUAUCCGGAAUUUUCAUUCAUCGCCAAACUAUUUAAUAUAAUUUCGUUAAUUAUUAUUUUUAUCUCUACGAUUACUUUGGCACUCGAAUCUUUGCCACAAUAUUCCCAAUUAUUGGAAGACACAUUUAUGAUGAAAGUGACUGUUAUGAUUUUUACCAUUGUUAUGGCAAUAUUUUUAAUUAAUAUUAUUAAUGGUAAUCCAGUGAAACGCUAUUCUAAUCAUUUAUUCAAAUCAAGACUUGCAUCUUUAUUGGAAGAAAAACGACAUGCAUCAUUCGAUGAUUUUCUAGAAGUAAUGGAACCCAAAGCAUCAAAACAAAAAGUAUAUUUUCGCGAUGAAGAUGAAAGAGAUGAAAAUGAUUAUCUACAAAGAAAUGUUCGUAAGGUGAUUGGUUUAGCUGAUAAUCCAUUUUAG
Rotaria sordida is the source of this 852-nucleotide messenger RNA. Lineage: Eukaryota; Metazoa; Rotifera; Eurotatoria; Philodinida; Philodinidae. The record is from the annotation of a GenBank genome assembly.